Molecule: messenger RNA, 2086 nt
Organism: Nematostella vectensis (starlet sea anemone)
Lineage: Eukaryota; Metazoa; Cnidaria; Anthozoa; Actiniaria; Edwardsiidae
Product: L-asparaginase
Exons: 12
Coding region: 177-2018 (613 amino acids)
Biological process (GO): amino acid metabolic process
Molecular function (GO): protein binding; asparaginase activity
Source: RefSeq, a predicted model, not a curated record
UACACCCCCGCGAGAUGAAAAUGAGUAAAUGUAGCGUCGGCCAUAUUUGCCUCGUGAUGAUCUGAAAAGGUGUAGGAACAGGUGACCAAGUAUGAUAAGUCAAUUCACAUGAGGAAUUAGCGUAGGGUAGUUCUAUUUCUCUGUCUAAUGCUUUAACUUUUACGCGAUUUACUAUAAUGGAAGAAAUGGAGCCGAGAACAGCCCGCGUUCUCGUCUUGUAUACUGGUGGAACUAUCGGUAUGGAAAAGACACAAUCCGGAUAUCAACCGAAGACCGGUUUUCUCCAAAAACAGAUUAAACGCCUUCCCAUGCUUUACGACGAAGUCUUCAUGGCUACUAGGAAGAACCAACAACAGACACAAUCCGAAAGUUUGGAGCUAGAAGAACUUGCUAUGCCGGUGUCUCCAUAUAAUGUUCGAGUACUAUACUACAUUAAAGAGUAUGUUCCGAUCAAGGAUUCAUCAAACCUGAUGAUCGAAGACUGGGUUAUGAUGGCGCUUGACAUUCAGAAGCACUAUGAUAGCUACAAUGGAUUUGUAGUUAUUCAUGGCACUGAUACAAUGGCUUAUACUGCCUCAGCCCUCUCUUUUAUGAUGGAGAAUCUUGGGAAGACAAUCGUUUUAACUGGAUCACAGGUCCCAAUUUAUGAACAGCGAAAUGAUGGUCGGGACAACCUCCUAGGUGCGCUGAUGAUAGCAGGCCAUUACAUUAUCCCUGAAGUUGGUCUCUACUUUGGUGGUUGUCUUUAUAGAGGCAACAGAGCUACUAAGGUUGAUGCUGGAAGUUUCAGUGCCUUUGACUCUCCAAACCUCCCUCCGUUGGUAACAAUGACAGUCAAAAUUGAUGUGCAAUGGGAUGCAAUUUUCAGAUGUAACAAUACCACGAGCUUCACUGUUCACACAAAAAUGAAUCCCAAUAUCGGUCUGCUUAGGCUCUUUCCUGGAAUUACUGCCGUGACUGUUAAGUCAUUUUUGCAGCCACCUAUGCAAGGAGUUGUGCUGCAAACUUAUGGUGCCGGAAAUGCCCCAAACAAUCGCAGUGACCUGAUCAAUGAGAUUAAACAGGCAACCGACAGAGGUGUUAUUAUUGUGAACUGUACUCAAUGUAUCCACGGGCCAGUAGUGGAUGCCUAUGCUACAGGAAGGACUCUGAUUGAUGCCGGUGUGGUCCCAGGCUCUGACAUGACCCCAGAGGCCGCCCUUACCAAGCUAUCCUAUGUUCUAGGUCAUGAUCACCUUACAGUUAAAGAGCGGCAAGAGUUGAUGAGACGGAACUUGCGAGGUGAGCUGAAGGUGGCACAAUCGCAGGAGCAGUUUUCCCUGAAAGACAGCGAGUUCAUUGAAGCGGUUGCCUGCUCCCUUCACAUAGGCUCAAGUGAGGAAAUGAGAUACAUUCGUCGGGCGCUUUUACCAGUUCUUAUGUGCUGCGCUUCAAGUUCCGGAAGUGUUCAAACCCUUCAGAAACUGCUGGACCAGGGCGCUGAUCCUAACGGUAAUAUCAACUACGAUGGUCGCACGCCUCUGCAUAUCGCCUGCUUGAACGGCAACCUAGAGAUAGCGCGUUUUCUACUGCAGCACGGCGCGUCUGUCCACGUGAGAGACCGCUUUAACAGAAGUCCGCUGGAGGACGCGAUCAAGUUCAGGCAUCAGAAGGUUGUUGAGCUACUGGUGGAGACUGGGGCCACUUUGGGCCGAAGCACGUCUGAAAUAGCGGCCGAAGUGUGCUGCCUGGCAGCAAAAAACCGAGUCGACGAUCUACGCUUAUGGGGUACCGCGUCCGCUGACCUGAACGGUGUUGACUACGACGGGCGCACGCCGUUACACGUGGCCGUGUCACGCAACAACGUGGAGGCUGUUGAAUACCUGUUGAGCUCUGGCGUCGACACCAGCCAGCGUGACAUAUUUGGGAACACUGCCCUCGAUAACGCCAAGAUAAACCAGUUUGAAAACAUUUUGAACCUGUUUGACGAACACUCACGCCGCGUUAGGGUUCAAGAAAGAAUAGAAGAGGCAGGCUAGGGAAAUAUAGGAACAAGAAAGAAGUGGAAUAGUGAAGAAUGAGACAAAAACGAAAUGGUUUAUCCGGA